UAUAUAAAUACAUUUCGGUAAAAACUAUAUAUAUUAAUUGUAAUUUUAAAUAUAUAUCCAUGCUAAACUGAUUUGGUCUGAGACAUCAUGUUAGGGGUUCCUGCUCUGUUACUGAUUGCUCUAGUGGGCUAUUUUUUGUACUCAAUCUUCAUAUACCCAGAUUAUGUCGACCCACUACGUCGUAUGCCAGGGCCUCCAAGACCCCCAGGCAUGCUGGGCCGCCUCACAGGGCACAUGGCUGAGCUGAUCAACAGCAAGCCGAUGGUGCCACCACUUACAUGGCAUAUCAAGUACGGUCCUCUGUACAAGACAUACGGCCUGUGGGGAAAGUCACGUGUCGGAUUGGGCGACCCUGUGCUCAUUAAACAGGUCCUGGUGGACGAUCCCUACAGCUAUGAGCGUCCGGAGAAACCCAACGCACAGCUCAUCUUUGGGCUGGGCGACGGAUUGCUUACGGCACACGGAGAACCCCAUGCACGCAUGCUGAGCAUUUCGAAGCCUGCCUUUGCGCAUAGCAAGGUAAAGCUCAUGAUCCCUAAAAUGCAGCACUACGCCCGCCAACUCGGCCAGCUAUGGGGGACGCUCAUUGACAGGGCUGACGACGGCCGUAUCAUGGUAGAUGUUUUGCAGCACACGACGCUUGCGACCUUUGAUGUCAUUAUGGAUGUCGGGUUUGGCGCCAAAGCUAAUGCUGUGGCCAGAGAGGCAGAAAAACUGCUUGGCGCCCCUCUAAUCGGUUAUGCGAAAGAAGCUGUCAAGGGGGUCGAUGCCGAUGUCGACUACCAUCGCGAGUUCUCGACAAUGAUGAAAAUUUUCAAACUCUCCUGGGAUUCUCUGCUUCCGCACUUCCUACGGAUCCACGUGUUUGCGCGGGAUUUGUUUAGAGACUACUUUGAGUCAGCCGCCAAGAUCGAUCGGCUGGUGGACAAUGUCAUAGCCAGCAAACGAGAGGAAUUGGCACGCAGCGAUACCAAGAAAGAUCUGCCGGUAGAUCUGCUGUCCAAUCUGAUGAGCGGAGACAGUGGGGGCUAUGAACCGUUGAGCGAUCAAGAGCUCAAAGAUCAGUGCAAGCAGUUCAUCUUCGCUGGCCACGAGACUACGGCGGGGUCGUUGACCUGGACCCUUCACUUACUAGCCGAGCAUCCCGAUAUCCAGCAACGAUUACGGGACGAAUUGCGGGACCAAAACACCGACGACGCAGAAGUUGACUUUGAGCAGUUGGAGUCUCUGCCAAUGCUGAACGCGGUGGUUAAGGAGAGUUUGCGCAUGUCCACGUCUGUGCCGGCUAUGCCCAGACAGGCGAUCAAGGAUGUGCAGCUGGGAGGCUAUACGGUUCCGAAGGGCACAUGGAUUCUCAUCAAUCCGGGAGUGAUCCAGCUAGACGAGUCUACAUACAAGGACGCCCACAAGUUCAUCCCAGAUCGUUUUCUGGAAUGGUCGGGACCAGCGGGAAAAGAACGUCUCAUGUACAUGCCGUUUGGAGCUGGUAGGAAAAGCUGUAUCGGCCAACGGGUGGCAGUUUUGGAGCUGAAGCUGAUGCUGGCGAAUUUAAUGCGGGAUUUCGAGGUAGGGUCGGUCCCCGAUUUCCAGUUUGAGCCAAAACUGCGAAUCACUCUGAAGCCUGAUCCAGGAAUGAUGUUGUACAUUAAACGAGCUUUAUAAAUUAAAUCAACCUGACAUUCUUGAGC
Messenger RNA from Sphaeroforma arctica JP610, 1688 nucleotides. RefSeq lists its product as hypothetical. The record is from RefSeq and is a predicted model, not a curated record. The coding region runs from base 88 to 1662 and encodes 524 amino acids. The transcript is spliced from 9 exons. Gene Ontology annotation, molecular function: monooxygenase activity; oxidoreductase activity, acting on paired donors, with incorporation or reduction of molecular oxygen; heme binding. NCBI's taxonomy places the organism in Eukaryota, Ichthyosporea, Ichthyophonida.